UCCAAUACUUUGAUCCAUGACUGGUGCAGUGACCAACAAAAUAAGCUGACGCCAAAAAAAUGAAGGUUCGUUAAAUCAGCCAGCACACACGAGCCGAGCCGAGCCUCAUCGGUCGGGCAGCCAAUAGAUAAGAAAAUGCCCACGCCAUAGCACGCAAAUCAACAACAUUCUCCAACAAUACCCCCACGCUUUUCAACUCCCACUUUCAUCCACGCGCCAAUCAUCUUCCCAACAAUGUCGAGUGGUAGUAAACGCGCUUGUUGAAAGCGACUGAAUCGUUUUUUUUGGAUUUUCCCUCCAUAUUAUUCAUGACUAGAAGCAGCAAAAAGAACAAUUCGUUUCUUUUGUUCUUCCAUAUUCAUUGCUUCUUCUCUCCACUCAUACGAAAAAAAUUCCCUCUUCAUCUCUGUUCUUCUAUAUAAAAUAUAAUCCUUAGUUCCAUAAUUUAAUCAUUCGUAAAAGUUUGUAGUAGAGUCGAAAUAUUGUUUCAUCAAUGGCAGCACCAAUAGUGGACGCAGAGUAUUUGAAGGAGAUAGACAAGGCACGAAGAGAUCUCCGAGCUCUUAUCUCCGGCAAAAACUGUGCUCCUAUUAUGCUUCGUCUAGCGUGGCAUGAUGCAGGAACCUAUGAUUCUUCAACAAAGACUGGAGGACCUGAUGGAUCAAUUAGGAAUGAGGUCGAGUAUAAGCAUGCCGCUAACAACGGUCUAAAAAUCGCAAUUGAUUUUUGCGAAGAAAUUAAGGCCAGACAUCCUAAAAUUACGUAUGCUGACCUCUAUCAGCUUGCUGGAGUUGUUGCUGUUGAAGUAACUGGAGGUCCUACCAUUGAUUUCGUCCCUGGUAGAAAGGAUUCAUCAAGUUCACCAGAAGAAGGGCGCCUUCCUGAUGCCAAACAAGGUCCACCACACUUGAGGGAUGUCUUUUACAGAAUGGGACUCUCUGACAAAGAUAUAGUGGCAUUGUCUGGAGGCCACACACUGGGAAGAGCACAUCCAGAGAGAUCUGGCUUUGAGGGCCCUUGGACUAAAGAGCCUUUGAAAUUUGACAAUUCAUACUUUGUGACGAAGAAGCUUUCUUCAGAGACUAUGCGGUGUCGCACAAGAAGCUCUCAGAGCUUGGAUUCACACCUCCUUCAUCUUGCUUCAAGUUAGCAGUAAAGACCAGCACAGUGUUGGCACAAGGUGUCGUUGGAGUUGCUGUUGCAGCAGCUGUUGUAAUAUUCAGUUACUUUUAUGAAGUCAACAGGAGAAUCAAGUAUUAGCAUGCACACAUGUUCCAAGAUAUUGAUCGAAUAGCUCCAUAAUUCAAUGGCAUCAAAAUUGGGAUUGUUGUUGGCACCUCAAAGACUGAAGCUAGUACUAUUUCUUUAUGUUUCAUCAAUAAAUCUUGGGAUGUGCUGAUUGUAGCUACUCAAAGUGUAAAAUAAAAUGUCUUUGGUGCCUUUGAAAUA
Messenger RNA from Capsicum annuum, 1449 nucleotides. RefSeq names its product L-ascorbate peroxidase 3. Gene Ontology annotation, biological process: hydrogen peroxide catabolic process; cellular response to oxidative stress; response to reactive oxygen species. The transcript has 8 exons. The record is from RefSeq and is a predicted model, not a curated record. Bases 494 to 1150 code for a protein of 218 amino acids. Gene Ontology annotation, molecular function: heme binding; peroxidase activity. NCBI's taxonomy places the organism in Eukaryota, Viridiplantae, Streptophyta, Magnoliopsida, Solanales, Solanaceae.